AUGUCCACCACCAUGGCAAGCAGCGCCAAGUUGGAGGCCUCGCAGCCUCCUCCUCCUCCUCCGCGGACUGCGACCGCAAAAAAAGUUCACUAUCCUUUUUGGUUUGGUGGUUCGGCGUCUUGCUUUGCGGCUGCCGUUACGCAUCCUUUGGAUCUUGUGAAGGUCCGUCUGCAAACUCGCGGGCCUGGUGCCCCGACGAACAUGGUGGGGACUUUCGCGCAUAUUUUGAAGAGUGAUGGGAUCCUGGGGGUUUAUAGCGGGUUAUCCGCCGCCAUCCUCCGACAAAUGACCUACUCGACGACGCGAUUCGGCAUCUACGAGGAACUCAAAAACCACUUCACCUCACCCUCCGCGCCCCCGAGCCUGCUCACUCUGCUCGGAAUCGCCUGCGCCUCCGGCUUCAUCGGCGGCGUAGCCGGCAACCCGGCCGAUGUGCUGAACGUGCGCAUGCAAUCGGACGCCGCGCUCCCUCCGGCCCAACGGCGCAACUACCGCCACGCGCUCCACGGGCUGGUCACCAUGACGCGCACCGAAGGUCCCGCCAGCCUGUUCCGCGGCGUCUGGCCAAACUCCACCCGCGCCGUCCUCAUGACAGCCUCCCAAUUGACCACCUACGAUACCUUCAAGCGGCUGUGUAUCGACCGCCUCAGCAUGUCGGAUAACCUGGGCACGCACUUCACGGCCUCCUUCAUGGCUGGCUUUGUCGCGACAACCGUCUGCAGCCCCGUCGAUGUCAUCAAGACCCGCGUUAUGACUGCUUCCCCCGCUGAGAGCCGUGGGCAGAGUAUUCUCGGCCUCCUCCGUGAUAUCUAUCGCAAGGAGGGCUUCGCGUGGGCGUUCCGUGGCUGGGUGCCCAGUUUUAUGCGUUUGGGACCGCAUACUAUCGCCACGUUCUUGUUCUUGGAGGAGCAUAAGAAGCUUUAUCGCCUCUUGAGGGGGAUUCCCGAUGAGGCGCAUAAGGCGUAG
This is a messenger RNA of Aspergillus heteromorphus CBS 117.55, 966 nucleotides long. RefSeq names its product putative mitochondrial dicarboxylate carrier. The transcript is spliced from 4 exons. Gene Ontology annotation, molecular function: oxaloacetate transmembrane transporter activity; sulfate transmembrane transporter activity; thiosulfate transmembrane transporter activity. Gene Ontology annotation, biological process: oxaloacetate transport; malate transmembrane transport; phosphate ion transmembrane transport. Bases 1 to 966 code for a protein of 321 amino acids. NCBI's taxonomy places the organism in Eukaryota, Fungi, Ascomycota, Eurotiomycetes, Eurotiales, Aspergillaceae. The record is from RefSeq and is a predicted model, not a curated record. Gene Ontology annotation, cellular component: mitochondrial membrane.